Electrophorus electricus (electric eel) is the source of this 885-nucleotide messenger RNA. Lineage: Eukaryota; Metazoa; Chordata; Actinopteri; Gymnotiformes; Gymnotidae. The record is from RefSeq and is a predicted model, not a curated record.
AUGGGAAAGGGCUUUAAAAAAACUUCCACCCCAUCUCAAGAAUUUGAUCAACCAUGGAGAGACGUGACAUGGAGUAAAAGUGAAAAAGAGCAGUUGUUGCAAAGUCUGAAGAAAUUCCAGCUCCAAAUUGGAAAUGUCAGUCAGCUGAGGAUUAUGCUCCAUGGCCCAAUUGGGUCAGGGAAGUCCAGCUUUUUUAACUCUGUCAACACUGCCAUCCAAGGCUGCAACAUGGCUGAUGCCUUGGUAGAUUCCACAGGUGGUAAAAGCUACAGCUUCACUGUCAAGUUGGAAUUCCAUAAGGUGAAGAAAGAUAGGCCUAGAUCUUUCUAUCCAUUUGUCUUUGCUGACACCAUGGGUCUGGAACCAGAAAGUUCAAAUGGAAUCCACACUGAUGAUUUAAACAAUAUAUUGCUGGGGCACAUUAAAGAAGGCUACACCUUCAAUCCUAUUCAUCCAAUUUCCACAGAAGACAUUGAUUAUAAGCAUGAUCCCAGUUUGACAGACAGAAUUCACUGUCUGCUGAGUGUUCUCCCAGCAGACAACAUCUCCCUCAUCUCUGAAGAAGUCAUUCAGAAGAUGAAAACUGUUCGGGGAAAAGCACGCGACUUGGGAAUUCCCCAAAUUGCCAUCAUGACCAUGGUGGAUAAAGCAUGUCCACUAGUUCAGAAUGAUCUGGAAAAGGUCUACAUCAGCAAGAGGAUCAAAGAGAAGAUGAAAGUGUGCAGUGACAGACUGGGGGUCCCUAUGAACUGUAUCUUCCCUGUGCAGAACUACUUCGAACAGGUUACCAACAAUGUGAAGAUGGAUAUUUUGCUUCUGAUGGCAAUUAAAAACAUAAUUGCCAUAGCCAAUGACUAUGCAGAAAACCAGGCUUGCGCCGAAUAA